Molecule: messenger RNA, 1323 nt
Organism: Corylus avellana
Lineage: Eukaryota; Viridiplantae; Streptophyta; Magnoliopsida; Fagales; Betulaceae
Product: Cytochrome C1 family
Biological process (GO): mitochondrial electron transport, ubiquinol to cytochrome c
Cellular component (GO): respiratory chain complex III
Molecular function (GO): heme binding; electron transfer activity
Source: RefSeq, a predicted model, not a curated record
AGCGUUCCUCAUCCCAUUUCCUCUCGCAGCAUUUGUUCUUCUUCUUCUUCCUCUUCGCUGGAUCUCCGAGCUGCGUCUUUGACGGUCGAUCCCAUCGCCUCCGCCAACUCGGUGAGUAGAUUGACAUAAACGUCUACUGCAAUGGCUGGACGAGUAAUCCACAGGUUACUGAGAAGGAAACUUGAAUCUCAAUCAACAGCACCUCCUUUAUUGUCAUCUCUCAUCUCGAAGAAAUAUGAUGUUGAGUCUACUGGCAUGAAGUCCCUAAGAGCACUUGCUCUCCUCGGAGCAGGCGUUUCAGGGCUCCUGUGUUUUGGAACGUUGGCAUCUGCUGAUGAGGCUGAACAUGGCUUAGACUGUCCUAAUUAUCCCUGGCCUCAUCAGGGCAUUCUUAGUUCAUAUGAUCAUGCUUCGAUUCGUCGUGGUCAUCAGGUUUACCAACAAGUCUGUGCAUCUUGCCAUUCUAUGUCGCUUAUAUCAUACCGUGAUUUGGUGGGUGUUGCAUAUACGGAAGAGGAGGUAAAGGCUAUGGCAGCUGAGAUUGAAGUGGUUGAUGGGCCUAAUGAUGAGGGUGAGAUGUUUACACGCCCCGGUAAACUUAGUGAUCGUUUUCCUCAGCCAUAUGCGAAUGAACAAGCAGCUAGGUUUGCUAAUGGAGGGGCCUAUCCUCCGGAUCUUAGUCUUAUUACCAAAGCUCGUCACAACGGUCAGAACUAUGUAUUUGCCCUUCUAACUGGUUACCGUGAUCCCCCUGCUGGUAUUGCGAUUCGGGAAGGGUUGUAUUAUAAUCCUUAUUUUCCUGGGGGAGCAAUUGCAAUGCCUAAAAUGCUUAAUGAUGGUGCCAUUGAGUAUGAGGAUGAUACACCUGCAACAGAAGCUCAGAUGGGGAAAGAUGUAGUGUCAUUUUUGACAUGGGCUGCAGAACCCGAAAUGGAGGAGAGGAAACUGAUGGGAUUUAAAUGGAUAUUCGUACUGUCACUGGCACUACUUCAGGCUGGUUACUACCGUCGCAUGAAGUGGUCAAUUUUGAAGUCCCGCAAGCUGGUUCUUGAUGUUGUUAACUAACUUCCUUCUGGUUCCCUUUCUACUUUUGCUUAUGGGGUGAGUUGAAUCGACAAUAAUUAUUUGUCAGAUCUAGUUUUUCUUGUCAUAUUUGCACCAAUUGGUAAAUUGUUAAUGGAGUAACCUGAAGACCGUUCUUUUCUGGGUUUGAGAUGAAAAUAAGCAAGUCCAUAUACAUGAUCCGUUGUUUGUCUGCGGAUUUAUUUUUGAUUGAGCUUCUGUAUGAGUUCUAAAUUCUUCAGGGUGGACUUUAGUCUUCAA